Molecule: messenger RNA, 3323 nt
Organism: Drosophila montana
Lineage: Eukaryota; Metazoa; Arthropoda; Insecta; Diptera; Drosophilidae
Gene: Edem2
Product: ER degradation enhancer, mannosidase alpha-like 2
Exons: 8
Coding region: 748-3174 (808 amino acids)
Biological process (GO): mannose trimming involved in glycoprotein ERAD pathway; carbohydrate metabolic process; endoplasmic reticulum mannose trimming
Cellular component (GO): membrane; endoplasmic reticulum
Molecular function (GO): calcium ion binding; mannosyl-oligosaccharide 1,2-alpha-mannosidase activity
Source: RefSeq, a predicted model, not a curated record
UCCAUCAUUUAUUUUUUUAAACAGACAAAUUUGUUAUUUUUAUUGAUCGAAAAGUUGUGAUUUCUAAAGCAAAAUUAUUGGCUUACAUUUUUUAAUAAGUUCAAGAAUUGAUAAGAACGGCCCAUUUAACUAAUUUAACAACUGCCAGCAAAGCGUAAUUAAAUACGACCAACACUCACUCAUAUGUGGCAUUUCAUCAUAACACAAUGUGUGCAUACUAAACAAGAGCAGCAUAUAAAUUAAUCUUGCAGCGAGCGGUCGUUGUUCGGGUAUCGGCGAUUUGCAGUCGUGGUGUUUUGUUAUUGGAGCAGCAGCAAACAAGAUUAAAAAUAAACCAUUUUGAAAUGUUACUACUUUGAAUUGUAAAAAAUGCACACAACGCUGCCGAGCACGCCACAAACGCACAAGUGCAAGAAAAAGUGCAAUAUAAAUUCCAAAAUUUGUUCGUCGGUCUUACCGUCCAUACAUUUAAAUGAGGCGCUGUUUUAAAAUUAAAAGCAGCGAAACUCAACUAAAGCGGACAACGCGAUAAAUUCAAAUAACCAAGAGCAACAACAAAUCAAACGUUCAAAGUGAAGGUCAACGUCACAAGCAACAAGCAACACCAAGGUGAUAAGUAACGGCAACUGUGGCUGCCAAAAACAAAAUACUAACAGCACCAGCUGCUCGGAAUUGGAGCUAGCAGUUAGCUCAAGCUUAGCUCAGCAUCAGUUCCAGUUCCAACUCUAGUUCCAGCUUAUUUGUAAGAUGAGCUCGGUAUCGUCGCUGGUGGCACAGCGCCUGCUGCUGCCGUCACUGCUCUCCCUCCUCCUGCUAAUCGUCUGCGUGCUCAGCGAUGAUGCGAGUACGAUACCCACGCAGAACAUGUCGCACAAGGAACGCGCCGAAUUGCGUGAAGAAGCCCGUGAAAUGUUCUAUCAUGCAUAUCGUGCCUACAUGGAGAACGCCUAUCCUGCCGAUGAGCUGAUGCCGCUCUCAUGCAAGGGACGAUACCGCGGCGUGACCCCCUCUCGUGGCGAUAUGGACGACGUAUUGGGAAACUUCUCCAUGACGCUAGUGGAUACACUGGACACAUUGGUGCUGCUUGGGGACUUUGCGGAGUUCGAGUACGCUGUCAAGCUGGUCAUACGCGACGUGCAAUUCGACAGCGACAUCAUAGUGUCGGUAUUCGAGACGAAUAUUCGCAUGGUGGGCGGGCUACUCUCAGCGCACAUACUCGCCGAGUAUCUGCAGAAGCAAGCGGACGUAAUGCACUGGUAUAAGGGAGAAAUGCUUGAGAUGGCCCGCGAACUGGGCUACCGUCUGUUGCCGGCGUUUAACACCACGACGGGCAUACCUCAUGCCCGCGUUAAUUUGCGGCUAGGCAUGAAGGAUCCACAGCUAAAGAAGUCACGUGAAACGUGCACCGCAUGCGCUGGCACCAUUCUGCUGGAGUUUGCGGCAUUGUCGCGGCUAACGGGUGAUCCCAUUUUUGAAGUGCGCGCGCAUGCAGCGAUGGAUGCAUUGUGGAAGCUGCGGCAUCGUGGCUCCGAUCUUAUGGGCACGGUGCUAAAUGUGCACUCUGGAGAUUGGGUGCGUCGUGAUUCGGGCGUGGGUGCCGGCAUCGAUAGUUACUACGAGUAUCUUUUUAAAUCGUAUGUGCUGCUUGGUGAUGACAAAUAUUUGGCCCGCUUUAAUCGUCACUACAACGCCGUGAUGAAGUACGUCAGCGAGGGUCCUAUGCUGCUAGACGUUCUGAUGCAUCGGCCACAUGCCAAGUCGCGUAACUUUAUGGACUCCUUGCUGGCCUUUUGGCCGGGACUGCAGGUGCUAUCUGGCGACCUAAAGCCGGCGGUCCAAACCCACGAAAUGCUCUACCAAGUGAUGCAGAUGCAUACUCUCAUUCCUGAGGCAUGGACUGUGGACUUUCAAAUUCAUUGGGGCCAGCACCAUUUGCGACCCGAGUUUAUUGAGUCCACGUACUUCUUGUACCGCGCCACCGGUGAUCAUCACUACCUUCAGGUGGGCAAGCUAGCGCUGAAAACGCUUCAACAGUAUGCGAAAGUUGCCUGUGGCUAUGCUGCUGUCAACGAUGUGCGAACCGGCAAGCAUGAGGAUCGCAUGGACUCAUUUGUCCUAUCGGAGACAUUUAAGUAUUUGUUCUUGCUGUUCUCGGAGCCCCAAGAUUUAAUCAUUAAUGUGGAUGAAUUUGUGUUUACAACCGAGGCGCACCUGUUGCCGCUGUCCAUUGCACAGCUAGGGAAUUCCACGUUUAGCUUUCGGCAAUCGGACGAACACAAUGUACUCGACUUCAUGCGCACCUGCCCCAGUUCCAAUAAGCUUUUUCCUGAGAAAGUACGCAAACCAUUGCGCAACUUCAUUACGGGCUCGUGCCCGCGCACCACAAGUGGCAAGCGACUCAGCGCCCUGGAUUUUCAGGCAAGCAAUGCAGAUCAUCUGCGAGCUGUAUACGACAUGGGCAUCACCAUGGUUUCGGUAGGCGAUCGUAGCCAAGGCAAGGUGCGACUGUUUCAUAGUUUCUAUAAUGCCAAAAGUCAGGAGGAAGGCGAAAUGGGCCUGCAGUUUAUGCAGGAAAUGCUGGAGCUGACCAAAAUGCAGAGCAUGAAUCAGCUGGCACAGCUGCAGGCUGUUGCUUAUGCUUUGGAUGAUCAGUCCCAGGACUGGACAGCACUGAUGGCCGGCCCAUCGCACUUCAGUCCAGAGCUGAUCGGGGAGCAGUUUGUCGAGGGUGAAAUUGUGCUGGCCAGUCCAUUGCGGGCCUGCGACGAGCCGCUGCAAAACGCCAACAAUGUGGCCGGCAAGAUACUUGUAGCGGAACGCGGCGACUGCACGUUCGUGAGUAAAGCGCGAUUGGCACAAAAAGCGGGCGCCACGGCGCUGAUCGUCUGUGAUAAUGUAUCAGGUUCUUCCGGCGAGACGCAACCCAUGUUUGCGAUGUCCGGCGAUGGCAAAGAUGAUGUCGCCAUACCCGUUGUCUUCAUGUACAACAUGGAGUUUACCACGCUGGCUGCGGCGAUGUUGCGGCGACCGCAGCUGCGCGUUCGCAUAAUGCAAAUGGUGGAGUUUAAGCGCUGGCAGCUUGCCAAGGAGGCGCACCAGAACGAGACGGCAGCAGCAGCAGCAGCGGUAGCGUCAGCGGCGAUGCAAAAGAAAAAGCCAGACAAGGAAUUGUAGUGAUUGCUCAACGACGGUGUGGCUCCUCGCUUUAACGCUUCAAUGGCGCCUUCUUAAGUUCUAAGUUCUAAAGUGCUUUUCGGUUAACAUUUCACUAAUUGUACAAGCGCAUAUACAUAAGUAUAUAAAUCUUAACUUUCAUUCUUGAA